AUGUCAACGACAUUGGAUCCCGCGGAACAAGCAGAUCAAGAGGAUAUGAUCGACCCGGAGAAUCUAAGCUCGUCAUGCCAAGCGACCGCUGCUUCCGUGUUGACGGGCCCCGGCGCAGAAUGCCUUGGUAUCUCAGGCCUCAUCAAUAUUGCUCUAACCAACUCCAACGAUAGCCUCGUUUCUCCCAUCAACAACUGGCUGACGACGACUUGCGCUCAACCGGCGUGCACAAACGGGACUAUUGACACACUGAUCUCGAACAUUACAACCGGAUGCUCGAGCGAUUUGAAUUCUGCCGGCGUUACCACCGGUACUUGGCAAGACAUUAGCGAGUACGUGAAGGAGUGGUAUCCUGUUGGGCGCCAAGUUGCUUGCUUGAAGAAUGGCGAUUCUCUGUGCGUGACUUCGACUCUGCAAAGCAUUGAGAACUGGUUAGGCCAACCGUUGAGCAAGAACACUAUCGAAACCGUCCUCCCAAGGCUUGUCUCCACUACCACGGAAGUUCCUGCAAACGUGACUUGCACCGAUUGCACCAAGGCUGCCUAUGCCUUGAUCCGCCCCCAUCUCAACGAUGCCAACCGAGGUACUUGGGACAACACCGUCGCCGGACAAUGCGGUAGCAGCUAUACUGAUGGAACUACCCCCUCCGGAAUCGUCGAGUCUGCCAAUAGUGCCACACAAGGAUCUUCCAACGGGGCCCUCUCGUCCGUUGGGUCCUGGUCCGCUGCCGCGCUCCUCACUGGAGUCGCUUCUUUUGUGGUGCUUGUCCUCUAA
Messenger RNA from Rhizoctonia solani, 774 nucleotides. RefSeq lists its product as uncharacterized. Lineage: Eukaryota; Fungi; Basidiomycota; Agaricomycetes; Cantharellales; Ceratobasidiaceae. The transcript has 5 exons. The coding region runs from base 1 to 774 and encodes 257 amino acids. The record is from RefSeq and is a predicted model, not a curated record.